AUGUCUCGCGAGCACAGUGGAGGGCAACUUCCGACUAAACGAUCUUCGGCUGGUCGAAAGCAAUCUCCUGCCGCUAGCGGGCCGGAAUCCUCUCACGGCAACAUAGAAGACUUGCAGAAGAAUGUGACGAAUGGGGAUCGUGACGAAACGCUCGAAAAACUCGCCGAUAGGUUAAAGUCAUUGCAGCAAGAAAACGAGAAUGUUGAGAAGCAAACCGCCGAUGAAGAAGAAGAGCACAUCGCGCUCUUGAAGGAGUUGGAGAAGCAGCGUGAUGACUUGAGGAAGCGAGUAAAGGAAAAGGAUGAAGCUAGCGGCGAUCUAAAGAAACACGUUUACAAGUUGGAAAGCGUCAAUCGCACAGUGCAAAGUGAGAAAGCGAAGCGUGAGAGGCUUUUACAACAGAAGGAAUCCGAGCGCAAGAAGCGCAAGGAUGACAUUGUGCGAUGGCGGGAACGGACAUCACGAAUGACAGCUGAUGCUGCGCAGGCAAGGGAGGAGAAGGCACGUAUAGAAGAGGAUGGGAAGAAGCGUGCGGAUGAGGUACGGGAGAAGAUCGCAAAGGAGCAAGCGGAAAUGAAGGUUAUCGACGAUGAGAUACAGGACAAGGGGGGUCGGGUCAAGAAGCUUGAAGAAGAGAGGCAGGGGCAUCAGGGUCCAGAUAGUGAAGACGGCAAGGAGUUGGAUCGAAUUGAUAACGAACGUGCUCGGCAGUGGGAAAUUAAGCUAAGCAACCUACACGCCCGAUAUGCUACCCUAGUGAAUAUUCAUGCUCAGCGACCAUCCGCCCACGUCGUCAUCGCAGCUCUCUGA
Molecule: messenger RNA, 810 nt
Organism: Aspergillus oryzae RIB40
Lineage: Eukaryota; Fungi; Ascomycota; Eurotiomycetes; Eurotiales; Aspergillaceae
Exons: 2
Coding region: 1-810 (269 amino acids)
Source: RefSeq, a predicted model, not a curated record